Cuscuta campestris is the source of this 2480-nucleotide messenger RNA. The record is from the annotation of a GenBank genome assembly. NCBI's taxonomy places the organism in Eukaryota, Viridiplantae, Streptophyta, Magnoliopsida, Solanales, Convolvulaceae.
CUGACUAGCAACUUAGUGAAGAAGUUCGCUAGGCCGCACGGUUCGUUGGAAUUACGACCAAGUCCGUGACAGUUGGUAUCAGAGCCAGGUUUGACGGAAGAUGGAAGGUGGAAGUGAGACUACCAACGUGACCAAGGGAGGCGAGAAGAAGACCAAGACCCAGAGAUCUCGCUCGAGGGAGACCAUGGACGGUUUCGAGACAAGGCUAGCAAGGGUGGAACUUGCUAUCGCCGAUGGGGAGGAGAAGUUCGAGGAGAUGGGGCAAGGCAUGGAUGAGUUCCCCGUCGAGGUUUCUUCGAUACAAGUAGAGCUCGAGAAAGUCUCGCGCAAGUUAGAGAGCGCCGAGGAGGAGCUCGUGCUGUGCAAGAAGGCUCUUGCACAAGGUAGUCCAUCGACAUCCGAGGUAAGGACUCCACCCUCGGAGUUAGAUAUUCCACGACCCAAAUCCUACAAAGGGUCAAGGAAUGCGAAGGAACUUGAUAACUUCAUAUGGAGCAUGGAACAAUAUUUCCGAGCUCUUGCCAUUUCCGAAGAGAAACGGAAAGUGGAUAUGGCAAGUCUUUUUCUUGAGGACACCGCCAUGGUGUGGUGGAGAAGGAGACAAGGAGAUAUGGAGAAAGGGACGUGCACCAUAGACACUUGGGCCGAGUUCAAGAGUGAACUCAAGAAACAGUUCUACCCUAAUAACGUAGAAGAAGAGGCCUGGGGAAAGUUAAGGCGUCUUCAACAUAAAGGAAGCAUACGAGAAUAUGUGAAGGAGUUCACCGAGGUACUUCUUGAAAUCCCAGACUACCCUGAUAAAGAAGCUUUCUUUGCCUUUAUGGAUGGGUUGCAGCAAUGGGCUAGACUUGAGCUUCAGAGACGUGGGGCUCAAGACUUAACCACUGCCAUUUCCAUUGCCGAAUCCCUUAUCGAGUUCAAGAAGCCUGAGAAACCAAAGCCAAAGGAUAAGGGUGGCAAGGGAAAGAGUGGGGGAGACCACCACCGAGACAAAGAAACGACCAAGAAGACAAGGGGAUCCAAGGAGUACAAGGCUGGCGAGAGACCUCCACUAAAGUGCUUCUUUUGUGAGGGUCCUCAUCGGGCAAGGGAGUGCCCGAAAAAGGCAAAACUCUCGGCAUUAAUUGAAGAAAGGGAGGAACAAGAACGUGAAGAGGAGAGAGUAGGAUCCCUACAACUCCUCAACGCAAUCAAGGCAAAGGUGGAGAUGUCAAAGUCCAACAAGAAGGGCCGAUUGUUCGUAGAAGCCAAGAUCGGAAGACACACCGUGAAAGCUCUUGUAGACACGGGUGCUUCCAACAACUUUUUAAGAGAGGAAGAAGCAAGAAAGCUGGGCAUUGAUUUCAAAGGAGAACGUGGUUGGCUUAAGGCAGUGAAUUCAAAACCGAUGGCUACCUUUGGAGUUGCUCAAGAUGUCAAGGUAAGCCUAGGAGAUUGGCACGGCCCAAUAGACUUCUCCGUCGUAACCAUGGAUGAUUAUCCAAUUGUUUUGGGUAUGGAGUUCAUGGACAAAGUCAAGGCCAUUCCAAUUCCCUUCGCCAACACCAUGUGUAUCCUGGAUGAAGGCAACACUCGUCUAGUACCACUAAAGCGAGAAGCCCGACUCCGAGAAAAGCAAAUCUCGACCAUGCAACUUUCUAAAGGCAUAAAGAAGAAACAGCCCACAUACCUUGUUGCCUUGAAGGAAGAAGAAGUCCCUCCACCUACCGAGGAUCUCCCAAGGAGUGUUGACCUUGUCCUAGAAGAGUUCAAGGACGUGAUGCCGCCAGAGUUGCCCAAGAACUUGCCACCAAAGAGGGAGGUGGAUCAUAAGAUAGAGUUGGUUCCUGGUGCCACUCCGCCCGCAGCAGUCCCGUAUCGCAUGGCGCCUCUAGAGCUCGAGGAACUUAGGAGGCAAUUGAAGGAGUUGGUGGACAUGGGGUAUGGCUAUUCGGCAAUAGCUGCUCCACUCACCGAUCUUCUCAAAAAGAAUCGAGUGUGGGAUUGGGAAGACAAGUGUCAAGCAGCUUUCGAAGAACUCAAGGAAGCCGUGAUCAAGGAACCAGUGUUGACCCUACUCGACCACACCAAGCCGUACGAGGUGCAGACCGAUGCUUUUGAUUAUGCCUUAGGAGGGGUCCUAAUGCAAAAAGGUCAUCCUGUGGCUUACGAGAGUCGUAAGCUUAACGAUGUCGAACGUCGUUACACGGUUCAAGAGAAAGAGAUGACGGCUGUGGUACAUUGCUUGAGAACAUGGAGACAUUACUUGUUGGGCACCAAGUUCGUUGUGAAGACGUCCAUAACGCAUGAGCGGAGAGGUUGUUGGCAAGAACGAGAUCGGAGACCUCAUGCGUGAAUGUUAAUAAGAUCCAUCCUUGGAGUAAAGCAUCGAAUUGAUACCAUUCGGAGUCGGUUGCGAAAGAGGCUACGGUGGUGCCGUCGAGGAAGCCCAUGGGAUUAAAUCGGAGAACCAAGAGACGGAAUAAUCUACUCCACUUUUU